AUAGCCUGCACUUGUUAGUGUGGAUCUAUGAUCAAUCACACAGCAUAGACGAGCAAGAAAACUAGAUGAAUCUAUAAUACUUAGUAGACCAUAGCACCAUACAAAGUAUGGUCGGUAUUGAUUUUUUUUCAGUAGGGUACGUUAACUCCAUACGAAGUGUUGUGCACAGAAGUCUGGCUGUAUUGAAGUAUUCCGUAGCAUGUCAAAACCACCAUCGUGUACUUGGUAGGAAUUUCUCCAGAAUUCUGGCUGCCAUGCAGUACUACAAUGCAUGAAUGGCCAUCGCCAGCGAAAAGGACACCUUUUCCCAUCGUUCUGGGUGUCGAUGUCCAGGGCCAAGGCUGAGACAAGUUUGUUAUCUAGCAAAACGACGUGGAACUUGGCAAUGUAGGAUUGUCGGGUAGUGUUUGAUUCGAUUCGACCAUGUCGACUUUCUCAUGAUUUUGCAUGGCUGAAAAAAAAACAGAGAUCAGUCGAAGCGCAAUGAACGAAGUUAUGGGAAACUUUCAGGCAAAUUUGCGUGGCGAGCGUGUUGGAUACCCCUAGAAUGUGGGAGCUGGGUGGACGUUGGACCCCACAAGGGUACGUGUUGGACAGACCGCAGGCGGUUCAUCGCGUCCAUCAGCCGCUGUCGUUGAAUGCAGUGCACCUGCGGGAAGUUUCUCCUUGCGCUUGUCGGUCACCCGUUUACAUGUACCUAGCUCUCACAGCCACUAGGGCCUAUUUCUCCAUCGUGUCACUGUCUACUUGCAGAUGAGGUACAUAUACACAUAUCGUCCUUUUGUUUUAGAAUAUUUAUUUGAAUCCAAGAAGUGCUCAUAAUCUGACAUUUAAUAUAUCCAUGGAGGAAGGAAAACAGAAUCGGACAACGGUGGAUCGAUAUUUAGUCGAGACGUUACACGACCAGAUACAAGACUAGUCACAAGACCCAGGGAAAUCACUGACAAAGGAACCCUAAUACAUUUAAAUACCUAUAGGCUACAGUGACUCGAAUUCAGACCGGAGGUCUUUAGUUGGCCUUGUGAUGAUCUUGAGGGGAUCUUACUGGAUCUUAACCGUAUAACACUGCAGUGGAUCGUAGAGGAUGUGACAUAGAAUGCAACGUAUCUAGUGAGAUAGCCAAUCAGAUGUCAAAGCGAUGACGUCACGUUCCAGGCUGUCCGUCCUCUUAGUGAUGGUUCUCCUCACGUUGCUGAGUGUCUUGGUCUACUUGCAGAGUCCAUUACAAAUAGGACUAGCCAAGCACAUGGCCGGAGAGAAGUUCCCGACACACCAGAGGCACGUGAGUGACGUUAUGAGAUCGACACUGUUACCCCAUCUGCUGAGGAAUAGCACGGGAAGGGCCAAUUCCUCUCUGACUGACUUGCACACAGUUCGGCCGACCGUUAGUUUUAUGGUCGCCAAACGUAAGGAAAUGAAGACUCGAAGGGACGUUCUUCGUAAGGCAUGUCAACACUACGGUAAACAGGUGUCUGGAGAUCUUAGGAAGCACCUGUCUGCAAACAUUUUUGUGGAUGAUGAGCACCGGGUCGUAUAUUGUGCCGUGCCGAAGAUAGCUUGCACAAGCUGGAAAAAAGUCUUCCUCGUGUUAAACAAAUCUUUCCAAAGCACUUCAGAAAUAUCACAGUAUUUCGCCAACCGCGACGGACAGAAGAUGCUGACUAGGUUGAAAGACCUUCCUCCAUCGGAAAUGAGCAGAGUGCUGAAAUCCUACGAUAAGUUUUUGUUUGCCCGGCACCCUUUCUCGCGCGUGCUGUCGGCGUUCCGGAACAAGCUGGCGCCGGAUUCGACUUUUGAAAGAGCCGGUGUGUGGCAGCGGACGGUCGGCAAUCGGAUUCUGGGCAUAUACCGGGAGAACCACCAGUCAAGUUCGGAUGGCUACGACCUGACCUUCGAGGAGUUCAUCCGGUACCUGACCGACCCGGCGGUCCCAUCCCAGACCUCCUCCAAUAAGCACUGGUCAAAGAUCUUUGAUCAGUGUCUGCCCUGUGACAUCGACUAUGACAUCAUUGGCAAGUUCGAGACGCUGAGGGAGGACAGUGAGUACAUCCUGCGGCUCAUCCACGCGGAGCAUGUGACAUUUCCAGGAUCUGAGUCGAGCAGUCCCACCGGCAGCUCAAACCAAACUAAGCUCGAGUCGUACUACAAAAACGUUCCACUUGUCGACCUGCAGAAUCUCUACAAGAGGUUUAGAGUUGAUUUCGAUCUGUUCGGUUAUGAUCCUCCCACUCUGGCAUUCAAGGGUAGUUAGCACUCGACAUCUGGCAUUCAAGGGUAGUUAGCACUCGACAUCUGGCAUUCAAGGGUAGUUAGCACUCGACAUCGUGUGUAACAUCCUUCAAACAGCACUGUGUGAUUUGGAAGAUUUGCUGCUGAAGACUUUACUACGUUAGAAAUUGCCUCGGUCAAGUCUGAUUCGCUCGACGAAACCUGUUCCGUUCUACAUGUGUGGUGCUCAAAGCGCUUUGUGCAAAUUAUUCCUGCCAGUUAUUGUCUUUGUUGAUAUUGGCUGUGAGAACAAGUUUAGAGAGUAGUUCGAGAUCAGGGCGAUUUUCCGACCCUCACAGACACCUAUUUGAACUCCUGAAUGGACAAAAGACAACCGCACAAUAGUAAAACAUCUUGCCUAAGAACACACGAACGAUGGUAGACCGUUACGUACCAUGGGUCAGUUUGUUUCACAUGGAUCUGGAUCUCGAUCAGUGAUCCUAACGCUGGUUCGCACCAUCCAUUAGGAGAGUUUUGGUGUCCGUAAACCAACAACGGAUCACGGAUCAUAAUCCAGAUCUGUGUGAAAUAAACACGGCCCAUAUAAACCGGAUCAUAACGUGUUGAUCCGUAUUGUGCGAACAAUGUAUACGUGUAUAUUAUUGUGCUAUACAGAGAAUAUAUUUUUAAAUACCGCUUUCAGAGAAAAGGGAGUAGUGUACGAGUAUCACAUGGGGAAUAUUUUUGACUAGGGCAUUCCAGUGGUCCAGUGUGGUUUUUUUUAUGCGAAGGACGUUCAUGUUGCAUUCCAGAAUAAUUUUGGUUGAAAUAUAUUGGACAUACAGUGACAUAUUGUACGCCACCUUCAUUUGUUGACAGGACAGAUCGUUGAAAUAAUCAAGCAGUGAUUUGUAGCUUUUUAUAACGACUUUCUUUUUUAAAUCAGAUAUUUAUACUUUAAUCAUAUGCAUAUUUUUGAGAAUCAUUUCCAACUUUGACCCUUUAGGGACAUGUUUGAUCUGGUUUCCUGACACAUCGCUUUAAACGAAACCAAGGGUUAGGUCGCCGCCGUCCAACGAUGUCCAAAAACUGAGUGCUUUCUGUCGACAUGUCGACGUUAUCAUUAGUUUUCGGCCGUUUUGGGUUGUAAAAUUGCUUUCUCCAACGACAAAGCGUAUGCCAUCGUGUUUGCCAGCCGAAACCUGUGGGAGCAAGCUUUUGUUUCACGAAAUUCUUGGUAGUGGGUUAAAUUCUUUGAGGUAGGCACUCAGACGAGGGCAUUCCAAGCCUUCCCGUGGUCAUGUGCCAUUAAUGGCGAUGAUUGCUAUCUGUAGGUAGUGCGGCUAGUCAGGGAACCAGACUAGUAUUGUGAGAUGGAAAUCUCACCGAUUUGACUCGACAGUUACAUUAACUGUACGUUUUAUGCAACCAAGUAAUGUACAUGUAAUCGGCUGACAUUUCAAAGUCCCGACUACCUGACAACGUUGUCUUCCACGUGACAUGUAUUCAUUGAAAGUAAUAGGAUCAAAUUUGGCACAAUGCAUUUAUUGAGGAAUUGUAUAUUUUUGGUGAAGACUAAAUUUUUAGUUAUUUAGCAGACCUGUUUUUUUUGUCGUAUGUUUAAAACGUUUAUGCUACACCGUAAUGCGAUGUAACUUUCUGACGGAAGUGGUUACAAUUACACCAUUACAGAACAAAUACUGACAGAAAGUGUGAAAGGGAAAA
This is a messenger RNA of Acanthaster planci (crown-of-thorns starfish), 3933 nucleotides long. Its product is annotated as carbohydrate sulfotransferase 13-like. Gene Ontology annotation, cellular component: membrane. Gene Ontology annotation, molecular function: sulfotransferase activity. The record is from RefSeq and is a predicted model, not a curated record. Gene Ontology annotation, biological process: carbohydrate biosynthetic process. NCBI's taxonomy places the organism in Eukaryota, Metazoa, Echinodermata, Asteroidea, Valvatida, Acanthasteridae.